Molecule: messenger RNA, 3883 nt
Organism: Capsicum annuum
Lineage: Eukaryota; Viridiplantae; Streptophyta; Magnoliopsida; Solanales; Solanaceae
Product: transcription factor LHW
Exons: 10
Coding region: 724-3489 (921 amino acids)
Biological process (GO): regulation of DNA-templated transcription
Molecular function (GO): protein dimerization activity; DNA-binding transcription factor activity
Source: RefSeq, a predicted model, not a curated record
CAGACCAGAAAGCUGACAACAAACAACAACCCUCCCACAGUGGUAAAACCGUAAUUCUCCACUACAUCCAAGCCUCUUUCUGUCAAUUAAAUUAGCUCCACAUUGUUUGUUUAAUCAUAGCCAAUUUUUCCCUGCACACUCCCCACCAUUUUCUUCAUCCUCAGUAUAUUGUCAGCAUUAAGAAAACACACACAAAACAGCACCGCUUCAACUGCAACAAGUCAAAAAACACGCAUACAACACUGUGACAUAGCAUUAGUAUCCAAGAACUCACUGAAAGUUCUGAUCUUUACAUCAAUAUAUACACUCAAGAUUCAUUUUUUCAUAGAUUCUUGAUUUGGGGUUUUGCUAAAAAUGGAGAAGAUUGUGUUUGUUGUUCACUGUGAGCUUAAAGCUUGUGGUAUUGUGUAGUUUCUUGUAAAGGCUCUUUCUCAGUUUUAUUAUCAAAGAGAGGAAAGUUUUAGCCUUUCUCAUUUUCCUUUCUUUUAUUUUCUUUGAUUCCCUCUCUUUUCUACCAAUAUAAUGGGUUGCAAGCGUAUGAUAGUAGUGAAUUUGGACCCACAAAGGAAGAGAAGUGGUGGAUUGAGAACUAAACAGGCAGGGCGUGGGUCGUGCAGAGGAAGUUAGACAAUUUACCCUUUUUUUUUCCCUCUGUUGAGACAUCAAUAUAUUUAAUAUUGCUUUGGUGUCUUGUGGGGAUACAUAUAAAUACCAAAACUUUCUAUGGGGUACUUGUUGAAAGAGGUUUUGAAAACUCUGUGUGGAGUGAACCAGUGGUCUUAUGCUGUUUUUUGGAAGAUUGGUUGCCAAAAUACCAAGCUUUUAAUUUGGGAAGAAUCUUAUUAUGAAACUUCAACAUUCUCUAAUAUUCGUGGAACUUCUGGAGUUGAGAAUCCAGAGCUAGCUUUUCAAGAUUGGAGUGCUUGUUGGGUUUCUGGUGGGGUUCAAAAUCCUCAGCUUCUGAAUCAAGCAGGGGAGAACUUGCAUUUUCUUGUAAACAAAAUGAUGAUGGACAAUCAGUUCAAUCUAGUAGGAGAAGGACUAGUUGGCCGGGCUGCAGUCACUGGGAACCAUCAAUGGAUUCUUUCAAAGGAUUUAAGUAGAGAUGUUCAUCCACCAGAGGUUUUGAAAGAACUCUGCCAACAAUUUUCAGCUGGCAUGCAGACAAUUUCAGUUAUACCUGUUCUUCCCCAUGGUGUUGUUCAAUUUGGUUCAUACUUGCACUCGUUUUUGUUGCCUCAGAUAAUGGAGAAUACGGGAUUUAUGGAGGAUGUGAAAACACUAAUAAGUCAACUAGGAUGUGUCCCUGGUGUUUUAUUGUCUGAUGAGAAUGCAACAAAAGAACCUGUGCUAGAAACUUCCAGACCAGUUUACCUUGGGAGUUCAGUCUCAACGGAAUAUUGUGGGAGAGCCAAAGUAAUGAACUCCGCUUCAAUAAUCAACACGGGUAACUUAGUUGAAAAGCCAGAGGGUUUCAUUGGUCAAGCUUCUUCUUCUUUGGCUGAUGCAACGUUUCAAAACUCCAAUGUCACUCAAAGUUUUACUGACUGCCAUGACAACCACUUUCACAAGAAAAUUUCGCCACAAGUGAAACCAUGCAUGUAUUUGAACAGCCAGCUGACAAAUAAUGUGAUCAAACCUGAGGCAAUUCCUCCAAACCCCGACAUAUGGACGAAGCAGCAGGCUUUGCAGUACAUUCCAAAGCCACCAUUCUGUCAGGAAUCUUCUUUUGGCUCAUCAAUUCUAGAUAGUGGCAGCAUAAUGUUAACUGAUCAACAGAUCUCUGGUGAAAAUAGUCUUGCGAAAAGCAAUUUAUCUCUGCCACAUGGCUUUGGAUCAUCUCAGGCAAGAUCCGAUCAUGUUCUGAUGUCCAAAUUUUAUGAAAACUCGGUUCCACAUCCCAGUUUUCUCGCAGAUGCCAGCAGACCACCACACAAAAUCACCACUUGCACAGAGAAUAUUGGAAAUGGGCUUCCAGUUGGUUCUUCUGAAUUGAAGGCAUCUUCUAAAUAUGAUGUGAACCAUGUGAUUAAUAAUUAUUCUUUGGAUGGGCAAGGUGCAGAAUAUUUGUUGGAUGGGAGCAAAAGAAUGGUAGAAAAUGAUUUGUUUCAAGCACUUGGCAUUAUGUUAACACAGAAUGAGCAGCCAAAUUCAAGUGAGUGCAAUCAGGAUGCUUAUAAUGAAAAGAAUGAACACAGAGUGCGGAAUCCCUUAUUUGACGGUGCAUAUGGAGCUCAAAGUCAGUCAGGGGAUGACUUGUUUGAUGUUUUGGGUGCUAAUUUUAAGAACAGACUACUGAAUGGCAGCUGGAACAAUGAGCAAUGUAAUGAACCAGACUCAAGCACAAAGGAUUGGAUUAAGAAUAGCUCGACUUCUGCAAUAAAUCGGGAGGCUUCUUCUACCAUCAACCAAGGAAACUCAGAUAGUUGUAUGUUCUCCAUGACUGGUUUUGACCGUAUUUUAGAUACUAUGGUGUCAAAUCGUUCUUGUAAGCAGAGCUUGGAUGACAAUGUUUCUAGCCGUACAACGAUUACAAAUUUGAGCAGCUCCUCUGCCCCUAAUGCUUCAUGUUCCUAUAACCGAUUUGGGGUCUCCAGUCAAAUUCAGGGAGAGCAAUUUGGGUCUCCCAAGCCACUUUCAAAAUCAGGAGCAGUGAGUUCUUGUUCAUUCAGAUCUGAGUGCUCCAAAGAAAACACAGGAAUGUAUUCUCAAAGUAGUUCAAUUUAUGGAUCAACGAUCAGUUCAUGGAUGGAAAGUGGUUAUGACACAAAGCCGUCAAGCAGUGUUUCAACUGGCUAUUCUAAAAAGCCAGAUGAAACGAGCAAAACAACUCGCAAAAGGCUUAAACCAGGAGAGAAUCCUAGGCCAAGGCCAAAAGAUAGGCAAAUGAUCCAAGAUCGCGUAAAGGAACUUCGAGAAAUUGUGCCUAAUGGAGCAAAGUGUAGCAUUGAUGCACUGUUCGAACGCACAAUCAAACACAUGCUUUUCUUGCAAAGUGUCACCAAACAUGCAGACAAACUAAAGCAAACUGGAGAGUCAAAGAUUAUCAGUAAGGAAGGAGGAUUGCUUUUAAAGGAUAAUCUUGAAGGCGGAGCAACGUGGGCAUAUGAAGUAGGUUCGCAGUCUAUGGUCUGCCCUAUUAUAGUUGAGGAUCUGAAUCAACCUCGUCAAAUGCUUGUCGAGAUGCUUUGCGAGGAACGGGGCGUAUUUUUGGAAAUAGCUGACAUUAUAAGAGGAUUGGGCUUGACUAUCUUGAAGGGGGUGAUGGAAACAAGGAAUGACAAAAUAUGGGCACAAUUUGCUGUAGAGGCAAACAGAGAUGUCACAAGGAUGGAGAUAUUCAUCUCACUCGUUCGCCUCUUGGAGCAAACAACAGCAAAAGGUGGAGCCGAACCUGCCAAUGCUGCUGAUAACAACACGGCAAUGGUACGUUCGUUCCACCAAGCAGCCUCAAUACCUUCAACUGGUAGAGCUUGUAGUUUGCUGUGAUCAACACAUUACUACUGCUUCACCUGGUAUUGUUAAGAGCAAGCGGCAAAUUUGUGCUUGCCAUGACUAACAUCUACACCAAAAUGAUACUUCUGGUUGUUCUAAUGCUACUCGGUAAUUCAAGGUGGGUACAAUAUUCCAAACCAUCAGUGAUUGUAAACUUGUAAUAUAUAGCAAUCAGAUGCUAUAGAAUACCUCCUGUAGGAUGGCUAUGUGUGCUUGUUUUAUGAGGUAGGUUGUGAAGAUAAUGAUAGAAUGAAGUGAAUCACGUCAUAAAGGGGUGGUUUCUUAGUUUAUUGUAUAGGAAAGUUUGAGAUGAUAGAAGGGGUGCUGGGAGAAUUUAUUAGCUGAUGUGUUCCUUUAUUGCAAGUUUUCUAUGUUUUUUGGCUUCCAA